AAUUUGAUGAAAGAUUAUGUCAAGUUUUUUAGCGACUUGUUUAUCAAAGGAAUUUCCCUCUCUCCUUGUACAUACAAGUCAGUCGGAAGUGUUUCAAGGUAUCAUUUCUGUUUUCGAAGUUGACUAUUUUGUAAGAGUGGAAGUGGAGAGAACAAGGCACCAAAAAGUGAAAUUGUUUGCAGACAACCAGCUUCGACAAGUAUUGGAGCCUUAUUCUUCCAUCUUAGCUCGACUUUCUGAAACUUGUGAAAGCGCCGAAGACUAUUUGCUGAACUUGCGUUUGCUAAUAUCUCGUGCAACAGCAGUGACUCCUGUGAGUGAAGCUGGGAGAAAGUUACCUGGUUCCAAUUUGUAUCGUCGUCUUUUUGACGAACUAAAUCAAGUUGGAUGGGGUUGUAUUUUGUCCAUCUCUGAAGAUCUAAAGGAAAUAACUUUUGAAUUGGUCGAUGCAAAGGGAAGGAAACACUUGCUUCGUUGUGUGGUGACCGAUGACUAUCCAUCACAAGCUCCCCUGUGUUCCAUCGAGGCACCAGUCAACUUUUCUUUUUCAUGGUUUAAAGGUAGUCAACCAGAAAACGACAAUAUAGCGAAUAUAUACUGGCAGUGUGUGCAGUUCAUUCGCGAACAACAAGAAUUUGCGAAAGAAUUUGUACAGAAGGAUAGCAGUAGAUAGUCGAUGUUCGCUAUGGAUGGAG
This is a messenger RNA of Galdieria sulphuraria, 695 nucleotides long. RefSeq names its product E3 ubiquitin-protein ligase FANCL. Gene Ontology annotation, molecular function: ubiquitin protein ligase activity. Gene Ontology annotation, biological process: protein monoubiquitination; interstrand cross-link repair. The transcript is spliced from 3 exons. The coding region runs from base 17 to 673 and encodes 218 amino acids. The record is from RefSeq and is a predicted model, not a curated record. Lineage: Eukaryota; Rhodophyta; Bangiophyceae; Galdieriales; Galdieriaceae. Gene Ontology annotation, cellular component: Fanconi anaemia nuclear complex; nucleus.